UGCGCGCGCAUUCGUUUUGUUGCUUGGCGUUAACAGAUUGUGUAGAGCUGUUUCUGUUGUGCUGUUUGUUAUUUUCCACGUUAUAGCGUUAUUUUUUACCAUUUCUAGCAGUUUAUUGAUUUGUUAACACUUCUAAAGAUGUCGGAUACACCAAGCUCCCCAGCACCAAACGUACCGUCGGAUAUGGAUCGACGAAACUUCCGGUCCGGGGCCACUUCUCCGGUCGGUGAUUUCGAGCCGUUUGAAGAUGAGGCGGAAAUUCUUGGCGACACUACCGUCCGUGACGAGAUUUACGAUGAGGAAGAGGCGGACGGGGAAGAGCUAUUUGGGGAUAAUAUGGAGGCAGACUAUCGCCCUGCGCCCCAUCUCGACCGGUACGACAUGGACGAUCUGGAUACGGAAGAGUACAGCGACAUCUCGCAGGCGGAUCGCGCAGCGGCCGAAGCAGAGAUGCGCCGGCGAGACCGUGAUGCCGGAGUGCACCGUGAUCAUCGCGAUCUGUUCUACGACAAGAGCGACGACGAAGACGAUAUCCCGCGGGCCAAAAGGCGUGCCGCUGAAAAGGCUGCCGAAAUCGGAGCCGAAACGGAAACCGAUGCCGAGAUGGUGGAAUCAAUCGAAAACCUCGAGGACACAAAGGGCCACAGCAUCAAGGAGUGGGUGUCAAUGUUGGGCCCACGGACAGAGAUUUCGAACCGCUUCAACAGCUUCUUGCGCACCUUCGUCGACGAUAAGGGCCAUUAUGUGUACCGGGAGCGCAUUCGACGCAUGUGCGAGCAGAACAAUUCGAGCUUUGUAGUGUCGUUUUCAGACCUGGCGCACAAUCAGCAUGUGCUGGCGUACUUCCUGCCCGAGGCGCCCUUCCAAAUGCUCGACAUUUUGGACAAGGUGGCCAAGGAGAUGGUGUUGAGUCUGUACCCGACGUACGAGCGUGUGACGAACGAGAUUCAUGUGCGCAUUUCCGAUCUUCCGCUAGUGGAGGAGCUGCGCACCUUCCGUAAGCUUCACCUGAACCAGCUUGUGCGCACACUGGGCGUUGUCACGGCAACGACGGGUGUGCUGCCGCAGCUCUCCGUCAUCAAGUACGACUGCGUCAAGUGUGGCUACGUGCUGGGACCGUUCGUGCAGAGCCAGAACACGGAAGUUAAGCCCGGCUCCUGUCCCGAGUGUCAAAGUGUUGGUCCGUUCUCGAUCAACAUGGAGCAGACGCUGUACCGGAACUAUCAGAAGAUCACGCUUCAGGAGUCUCCGGGAAGAAUUCCGGCCGGACGUAUACCCCGCAGCAAGGAUUGCGUGCUGCUGGCCGAUCUGUGCGAUCAGUGCAAACCGGGUGAUGAAAUCGAGGUGACGGGCAUUUACACCAACAACUACGACGGAUCGCUCAACACGGAGCAGGGCUUCCCGGUGUUUGCAACGGUGCUGAUCGCGAACCAUCUGGUGGUGAAGGACAGUAAGCAGGUGGUGGCCUCACUGACCGACGAGGACAUUUCGACAAUCCAGCGUCUGAGCCGCGAUCCGCGCAUCAGCGAUCGCAUCACGCAGAGCAUGGCACCGUCGAUCUACGGUCACGAGUACAUCAAGCGAGGGCUAGCGCUGUGUCUGUUCGGGGGCGAAUCGAAGAACCCGGGCAACAAGCACAAAAUCCGCGGCGAUAUCAACAUUCUGCUGUGCGGUGAUCCGGGAACGGCCAAGUCCCAGUUCUUGAAGUACACGGAAAAGAUUGCACCGCGGGCAGUGUUUACCACGGGCCAGGGUGCUUCGGCGGUCGGUUUGACGGCGUACGUACGGCGCAACCCAACGACGCGCGAGUGGACCCUCGAGGCGGGCGCCCUGGUGCUGGCGGAUAUGGGCGUUUGUCUGAUCGACGAGUUUGACAAGAUGAACGAUCAGGACCGUACCUCGAUCCACGAGGCGAUGGAGCAGCAGUCGAUUUCGGUUUCGAAGGCGGGUAUUGUUACGUCGCUGCAGGCCCGUUGUGCGGUGAUUGCUGCGGCCAACCCGAUCGGCGGACGGUACGACCCGAGCAUGACGUUCUCGGAGAACGUGAACCUUUCCGAGCCGAUCUUGUCGCGUUUCGACAUCCUGUGCGUGGUGAAGGACGAGUUCGAUCCGAUGCAGGAUAAGCAUUUGGCCGAGUUCGUGGUUGCUUCGCACAUCAAGCAUCAUCCCUCGAAGGAGGCCGAAGAGCCCGACACACAACCGGAGGACACGAUGCAGAUCCCACAGGACCUGCUGAAGAAGUACAUCGUGUACGCGAAGGAGAACGUCCAUCCGAAGCUGUCGAACAUGGACCAGGACAAGAUUGCUAACAUGUACUCGCAGCUGCGCCAGGAGUCGCUCUCGACCGGAUCACUGCCGAUCACGGUGCGCCACAUCGAGAGUGUCAUUCGUAUGUCGGAAGCCCACGCCCGGAUGCAUCUGCGCGACACGGUGCAGGACGUGGACGUGAACAUGGCCAUCCGCAUGAUGCUGGAAAGCUUUAUCGAGGCGCAAAAGUUCAGCGUAAUGAAGAAGAUGCGCGCCACCUUCCAGAAGUACCUGUCGUUCCAGCGCGACCAUUCGGAGCUGCUGUUCUUCAUUCUUCGCCAGCUCACGCUCGACCAGCUGGCGUACCAGCGCUGCAAGGAGGCCGGACGGCGAGGCAAGCAGACGGAGGGUGAUCGGCCACGAACCACCGUGGUCGAGGUGAUGGAGCGGGAUCUGUCCGAGCGGGCGAAGGCGAUCGACAUUUUCAACCUGAAACCAUUCCUCGAAAGCGAACUGUUCCGACAGAAUGGGUUCACCUACGACGCCAAACGGAAGGUGAUCGUCCAGGUGGUUCCGGAAGCAGCCGAGCCGUAGAGUUCGUUCUUUCUGCGCAACUAGCUUUAAGUCGGCUAAAGUUUAUUAACGUUUACACCAUUAUUUCUUUUACACAUUUUCUCAUUUUACGCUUUUGUACAAUAUGGUAAGGAAUACUUUACGAAUAAUAAAUGUGUGUUGUGUGUGACAUCCUGA
Messenger RNA from Anopheles arabiensis, 2997 nucleotides. It is a transcript of the gene Mcm2, whose product is annotated as DNA replication licensing factor Mcm2. NCBI's taxonomy places the organism in Eukaryota, Metazoa, Arthropoda, Insecta, Diptera, Culicidae. Bases 139 to 2841 code for a protein of 900 amino acids. Gene Ontology annotation, molecular function: single-stranded DNA helicase activity; 3'-5' DNA helicase activity; single-stranded DNA binding. The transcript is spliced from 2 exons. Gene Ontology annotation, biological process: mitotic DNA replication initiation; DNA replication; double-strand break repair via break-induced replication. The record is from RefSeq and is a predicted model, not a curated record. Gene Ontology annotation, cellular component: nucleus; MCM complex.